GAAGUUAUAUUGAAAACCCAAAAAAUGAAAAAAAAAAAAAAAAGUACGACUCGCAUAACAUGAGGACCCAGUACUACGUCUAUCAUGGGCCCAUUGAAAGGGACCGGCGAGUUGUCAUGCUAUUGAUCUUGGCGUGGGUCAUAGAGAUCCCAGAAGUCAGUUUGAAGGAUCAAAAAAGCGGGCGGAUACAUAGGGGAAGUUGUGUAUUCAAGCAAUUUAGCGAAACAAAAUGCACAUGGGUGGAGUGUGGCUGGGAUAAUCGUCCAGUCUGACCAUAUCUAACAGGGACAAGACCCCUGUCACUUAUAACCCUGGACCAGGGCAAUUGUCUGUGAGCCAACUGAGGUGUCUACUUUUUCCAACGGAUUUCUAGUGCGAUAUUUAUCGUGUUUCCGACUCAUAAGGCUGCGGGUAAACUUCCGAGUGGG
Messenger RNA from Aspergillus ibericus CBS 121593, 428 nucleotides. RefSeq lists its product as uncharacterized. The coding region runs from base 60 to 272 and encodes 70 amino acids. Lineage: Eukaryota; Fungi; Ascomycota; Eurotiomycetes; Eurotiales; Aspergillaceae. The transcript has a single exon. The record is from RefSeq and is a predicted model, not a curated record.